Molecule: messenger RNA, 1404 nt
Organism: [Torrubiella] hemipterigena
Lineage: Eukaryota; Fungi; Ascomycota; Sordariomycetes; Hypocreales; Clavicipitaceae
Source: the annotation of a GenBank genome assembly
AUGUUUCCGAUGAAAACAAUAGCCAUUCGGCAUCCGAGGUCGACAACUCAGCCCGCAAGUGUUUGCGGGGGAGGGGAAGCCUAUACAGAUAAAUAUGGCAGCAGUUCCAAUGGAUUCAAGAGCCGGUUGGUUGUUCAAGGCAUCCGGUUUGCUAUCCCGAUAUCUAUUUUGACGCUUGCCCUUGUUUUCACAUCAGUCAUCAUGAAACCUCUUUCAUCACCCUUGAGCGCCUUGCUUCUGCUCGAAGCAUCCCAAGUUGCAGCCACUCCAAUCCACAAGCAAGCUGCAGAUUACUCUGGCGAGGUCAUUGUGGGUAUACAGGCACUCAAUCGCUUCUGGUACCGCAACAACUCGGGACUCUGGGACAACGCUUGGUGGAACAGCGGAAACGCUCUCACUACCAUUGCGGAUUACACCCUGCUGCAGCCCCAGCGGGCCUCGACCAUAGACACUGCAGGCACCAUUCGCAACACCUACAUCCAUGCCCAGCAGAACAACGUUGCCACCUUCAAGUCGCAGAACCACGAGAGCGGUGCAGUGGUCACCCAAGACUGCAUCAACGGUGCUGGCAGCAGGUGUUCGCCCGCCAAACGUGCAGCACAAGGGUUCACCAACUUCCUCAACGAAUACUACGACGAUGAAGGCUGGUGGGCAAUGGGUCUUAUUCACUCAUACGAUGCCACAAACAACCGCGACUACCUCAAUGCGGCCGUAAACAUCUUCAGAGACAUGGAGACCGGCCUAGGGGGUCCCUGCCACGGUGGUAUCUACUGGAGCAAGGACCGCAACUACGUCAACGCGAUUGCCAACGAGCUCUACCUAACGGUAGCUGCGGCUCUUGGCAACCGCAUCCCAGACCAGCGCGAUCACUACAUCGAUGUGGCCAAGAACCAAUGGGAAUGGUUCAAGAACAGCGGCAUGAUCAACAGUGACAACCUCGUCAACGACGGUCUUACCGACGACUGCCGAAACAACGGGCGCGACACCUGGACUUACAACCAGGGCGUCAUUCUCGGCGGCUUGGCCGAGCUGUACAAGGCAACGGGAAACUAUGACUACAUCAACCGCGCCAAUGCCAUUGCCACCGCCGCCAUGAGCAAGCUGGUCGACGGCAACGGAACCCUCAUCGAGGCCAACAAGUGCGACGUGGGCAAGUCGGAGUGCUCGCACGAUCUGGAGCAGUUCAAGGGCAUCUUCAUUCGUAACCUGCGAUACUUACACCAGGUGGCUCCCCAGGACGCCUACAAGAACUUUAUCCUGAGCAAUGCCGACGCCGUCUGGUCCAAGAACCGCAACGGCGACAACAAGUUUGGCGUAGCCUGGGACGGUCCCUACUUUGACGCCAGCAUGAUGACCGACAGCAGCGCAUUGGAUGCCCUCGUUGCUGCUGCUGCCGUCGCAUAA